GCAAGCUCGACGCGCGUCGGUCGACUAACACACCGAGCUCUGUCUCGCUCUGUCCCAAUCCGAACUCUGUCUCAUCCUCGUACUAGCUUACCAGAAUGUCCAGGUCUUACGAUCGCGCCCUCACCGUCUUCUCGCCGGACGGUCACUUGUUCCAGGUCGAGUAUGCGCUGGAAGCCGUCAAGAAAGGCACAUGUGCUGUAGGCCUCCGAGGGAAGGAUGUCGUCGUUUUGGGUGUAGAGAAGAAGUCGGUCCUGCAGCUACAGGACCCACGGACAGUGAGGAAGGUCGCGAUGCUUGAUGAUCAUAUAUGCCUUGCCUUCGCCGGUCUCAAUGCUGAUGGCCGAGUCCUCAUUGACAAAGCGCGUGUAGAAUGUCAAAGUCACCGACUAACGGUGGAAGAUCCUGUCACCGUGGAAUACAUUACGAGACAUAUCGCCGGUAUCCAGCAAAAAUACACACAAUCUGGAGGUGUCCGGCCAUUCGGAGUGUCUACCCUCAUUGUUGGCUUCGAUCCCAAUGAUACCCGGCCUCGACUUUACCAGACUGAGCCUGGUGGAACCUACAGCGCGUGGAAGGCAAAUGCAAUUGGUCGCUCCUCGAAGACAGUCCGCGAAUUCCUUGAGAAGAACCACAAGGACGACCUGAGCCGGGAUGAGACGAUCAAGCUGACAAUCAAGAGCUUGCUCGAAGUCGUGCAGACGGGUGCAAAGAACAUUGAGAUCAACAUCAUGGAGAGCUAUGGCAAGAUCACCGCCUUGGAGCAGUCUGAAAUCGAAGCAGCUGUCCAGGAGAUCGAGCGCGAGAAGGAGGCUGAGGCGGAGAGGAAACGAUCGCGCCUGGCAGCAACGGCAGCUGGUCAAGCUGCGAUGUCUCAGGCAGUCCCCGGACAGUAG
This is a messenger RNA of Rhodofomes roseus, 893 nucleotides long. Its product is annotated as nucleophile aminohydrolase. Bases 96 to 893 code for a protein of 265 amino acids. Gene Ontology annotation, biological process: ubiquitin-dependent protein catabolic process. The transcript is spliced from 9 exons. Lineage: Eukaryota; Fungi; Basidiomycota; Agaricomycetes; Polyporales; Fomitopsidaceae. The record is from RefSeq and is a predicted model, not a curated record. Gene Ontology annotation, cellular component: proteasome core complex; proteasome core complex, alpha-subunit complex; nucleus.